AUGGCUCGCAUCCAGGGCACGACGCGCGCAUGUGGGCGUCGUAGCUUUGGCAAAUCGCAUGCGUUGCUUCCCCGUAUCGUGUCGUCCUAUCGCCACCCUCCUUUCCAGCUGUCUUACUGUCAAAAGCCCCGGGAGCCGCAGCCGCAGCCUCAGCCUCAGCCUCAGCCCCAGAACCCGGCGCUCGAUAGGAACGCCGACCUAAAUGAUAUUUACCGCAGACCGGGUAACGUCUGUGGCGCCAAGCGCGACGUUGCCCCCGCCGCAGCCGCCCAGCCCCGCGCCAUCCUGACCCCGAGGAGAAGGCGGAAUGCAGCCGGCCCGGCUUCAGAUGCGUCACCCGCCGCGAGCGCGAGCAGCGCCGCGUCAAGGCCAGCCAGGCAGCAGUGUGCCUAUGGUGUCAAAUGCUCUGCGUCACCUGUCUCUAAUCAGCCGGAGCCAGGCCCGGGCGCUGGCGUCCUGCUGCGCGAGGUCGUCCCUGGCGGUGUCCGAGUUCGGGGGUCGGGCGACGGACAGCGGGUUGAAGAUGCAGAUGCCGUCGCGCUGCGACCGCCGGACACGCUCCCCCCACUGCGCUGCUCGGCCAACCCUCUAGCUCCUGGCAGGCCAUAUCACAAGCACACGCAGUCAUAUUAUGCAGGUUCCGAGGCUUUUUCGGUGCAGGCGGGCGGCGAGGGUGAACUGGCUGAAGUUUUCACCAUGCUCUCGGGUAAUGCGCGGGGGGGCCGGGGCGGAAACGAGCCCUGA
Messenger RNA from Gaeumannomyces tritici R3-111a-1, 744 nucleotides. RefSeq lists its product as hypothetical. The record is from RefSeq and is a predicted model, not a curated record. The transcript is spliced from 4 exons. NCBI's taxonomy places the organism in Eukaryota, Fungi, Ascomycota, Sordariomycetes, Magnaporthales, Magnaporthaceae. Bases 1 to 744 code for a protein of 247 amino acids.